AUGCUGCAUGCGAUUGUACAGUGUGGCACGCAUCAAUUGCUGCGAUUGGUGGCUCUGAUUGUAAGCGCAUCGCUUGUGGAUUUGUUGGCAGCCUCACCGACGACCGUGUAUGAUAGUUACAGUGACAACCAGGCGCUUCUGGUGCGCACAGGGAUAGACGAACCUUCCGGACGCGAUCAAAAUUCAAUUUCCUUUCCGCGUAACCCACUUGCUGCCUCUUCGUCCGGCUUCGGUGCACACGGUCCGGAUACUGCGGAAGCACUUCCCGUCCAGCAUCAGCUUCUUGGCGGUGGUGGUGUAACGCGCGUCCCGUGGUACGGAUUAACCGAACUUUCCGACAUACUGCUGCUCGGUGUACUGGUAACGGUCGCGGUAAUCGGUACAUUACUGUUCGUUGUGCUAGUGUUGGGUUUGCGGGCGAAGCUGCACAUUUUCCGGGAACAGCGCGCCGACCGACACGAUAUACCACGGUCCGCCGACUAUGUGCAGCAGCUGCAGGUGCGUGAGUGUAGCGGGAUCAAGUGUGCUGGAGGCGGAAGUAAGCUAAAGUUGCUUAAAACACCACCCACCCCACCAUCGCCGCCGAUCGUACUGCUAGAGGCAAGUGCAUUAGUAAAACCGGUUCCGACGACGUGUGUAGCUGUGAACGGUGCUGACGGUAGCGGUGGUCGACGUCGUGCCGAGCAGCAUUUAAACCUAUCCGAUAAGCGGCACCGUUCGCCGAAAGCGAAUAAACGGCUGCCAGCCGUAAGUGUGCCGUUGCCAGUGGCAACGGUAAACAUGAGUACGUCGAUCGGGGCAACCACGAUUGACACUGCCAGCGCUACCAGUGAACGUGAGCCCGAACACCUUACGAUUGACGAUAAGGAAAACUGUGUGCAGCGUGUAUCUUCCGAGCAGGUCGAGGAACAACAGUCGGCCGGACAGCGUAACGUGCUGAAAAGACAAUCGGUUGCAGACCAGUCCGUAUUUGGUACAAGCGGUACACCCGGAACGCCCGGGAACGGAUCACCGAACACCUACAUCCAACUGUUAACACCAUCCUCGGCUUCAUCGCUUUCUACGUCCGCUGCAACCACCGACAAUAAUGCGACCCCAACCAAAGGUCCCUCUGAGUGCGGUGGUGGAAGCGUUAGCGGAGGACCACUGUCCGCAGCGGAAUCAAUGGCCGCGGCACGGUUUGGGUUUUCGCCCCGCUCGAUACACUCGUUUACCGUGCAGACGGCCACGUACUUUCGCUUUCCGGACGUGGACGAUUUUACACCGACACCGCGCACGCUGCCGAAGCGACACGGUGGUAAGGAGACCUGCUCUACACCGCCGGCCGUUGAUGCACGCACCGAGGAGGAGGAAGAAAGCGAACAAGUGAGACGGAUGGAGACGCGUGAUGCGCCCAAGGUGUCUGUUUUGGCACCGUCACCUGGCUCGAUGCCAUUACCACCUGCUCCACCGGUAAAAACGGUGGAACCUCCCACAAUUGAUCGUGCGGAGGAGAUCGCGCCGGCCGUACCAAAGGAACCCGCAAUCGAACCGCGCACCGCUCGUAUCUGUGCACCGAUGGCUAACCGGCGCGUAAGGCUCAAAUCAAUUUCGCUCGAUUCCGAAGGCGCUCGGCUGGUGGAAGAAAAUCUUAGCUCGACCAUACCCGUGCAAGAGCUGGUCGGGAUGGCAGCGCAUCGGUCCGGAGGGUUCGAUAGCGUCAUCGAUGAUGACGACGAUGACGAGGAUAAUGAAGACGACGAUGACGACUAUGUGCGUAAACACAGCGAUAACGAUAAAGUGAACGCAUCCGCACACCAUGAGACUGAGGACGAGGAUGAACACGUUAUCGCAAAGCGGUGUGCGGAACGGGCCAAACGUGUACGGAACAUUUUAAACCUUCGACUGAACAUCCCGCCCAUGCCGGGCUCCGGCAUUGGUACGGUGCAAUCACAGGCAAGACCACCACCACCUGCCGCCUCACAAUCGACCGGUUCAGUAGCAAAGCCGAUCGUUAAAACGGUUACCGUCACCGGAUCUGUUUCAAAUCCGACAAUGAGCACACAUCAGCACCACCAUCAGACCCAACACCAUCAUCUGGAAGACAGCAAUGAGCAGUUUUACUUCGAGUACUUUGACUACGGUGACGAUGAGGACGAAACGGACGACGAGUACGACGAGGUGCUGUACGGGGUGGAACAUGAGGACAAUAACAACAACAACAACAGUUGUGGCAACAGUACCCAUAUGGUUGCGUUACCACCAGUCCCCAAAACACCGACCCUAUCGCAGUCUAAGCAAAAGGCAAGUUCGCUCGAUUCGGACAAACUGAAGGUAUCGAUCCAGUACGGUGCCGGCGGUGGUGGGUCUAGCAGUGCUUUCGGUUCCGUCAGCUGUGGUGGCGGCAUGAGUCACAUCAUGAGUAUCGCCCAACCGACAACUGGACAGGGUAUGUCCAUGCUUAGCUACUUUCAAUCGCACACCCAGCAGCAACAGCAACAGCAGCAGCAACAACAACAUCAGCAGCAAUAUGGACAAUUUCAAUUCCAUCAGCAACAGCAACAGCAGCAAGUUUACACGACCCAGCAAACAACCGGGCAGCUGCAGCAACCCCGACGGGUGUCUUCCGUUUCCGUGCCAACUACCCCGAAACGAUAUCAGUAUCGGACGGCGGUCAAUCAUCAUUACUAUCACCAUCAGCAGCAACAUUACGCGAGUGGACAAUCAAAACUGAAACCCUCCUACCAUCCGGGACCGACAAGUUCCUCCUCCUCAUCGACCGCGCUGGGUAGCGAUGGUGGGCCAGCGAAUGGCAACCGGAAGGAUAAGAAAUCCCCUCUCGGGUUGAAAGCUAUUGCCGGAUGUGACGGUGCAGCUACGCCCCAGUCUCAAUCACCUUCCGACAAGGAAAAACCGGACGACGGAUCAAAAACAUCCAUGCCGACCAGUGGCCGGUCAAGCAUACUGCAGCGCCGUGGCUCCAACCACAGUCUCACCCUUAACCUGGACGUGUACAAUCGUGGGGGAAGUGUCGAUCUGACCUCGUCUAGCUGCAGUUUGUACCGGGGUUCUUAUAAGAACCUUCACCAGGUUCAAUCACACUCGCAGCUGUAUCAGCCACACCCGGUGGAACCACCGGUACGGGUGCAAUGCCAUCAAGCCUCACCACAGCAACAACAGCAGCCAACGCCGACCGGGACAACGUCCAGCACAACGGUUCAUAACAGCACCGGUGAUGCUGGCGGAAGUACCACCGGCAACACGAACAACAACAAUAACUCGAAUACCAGCAAAAAGAAUCUCCUUCAGCGGCGUGGCUCCAACACGAGCCUUACGCUGAAUCUCCGGUCCGGUGUUGGGACAGGUACGGGCGGCGGUGGUGGGGGAGGAGGAGGCGGCGGUGGAAUCGGUUCCAACUUUGGGUUAAAUCGGUUCAGCAGUCACAAUUCGCUCAACAUCGGUACGAUUAAUGCGGGCACGCUUGGCGGUGGACAUCAUCAUCAGCAACACCAGCAGCAGUUACCGUCCUCGUCGAUGGUACGGCUAGCCGGAUCGCGCAAGAGUCUGCUCGAGCGGCGCAAUUCGAACGCCAGCCUGACGCUGAUCAACGUUAACCAACGCACACUGUCCGUUUCGAACUGUAAUCUGCGCGGUUCGAUCUGUAGCCUGAACAGUCUGCUAACCACACACACCCAGAACGAACCGGCGCCGUCCGGUAUGAUGCUGGAAGAGGACGAACUGGACGGUAAUGGCGAUAAUGACCAUCAUCACCACCACCAUCAUCAUCACCAUCACAAUCACCAUCAUCAGCAUCAUGGUCAUCAUGGGCAGCAUGGGCAUUCCGGGCACCAUGGUACACAUCAUCGAGUAGGCGGCGAGUUGCGACGAUUCGGUAGUAGUGUCGAUGCCACCUUUUCUGGUACCGAUGGUACAGCUGCACAGUCAGAGCUGUUGGGUACGAACGACGCUCGGGAUGGGAAUAGUGGUAGAUCGUGUGCGUACGGGCGACUUACGGUAAGUUCCGGACAUACCUCGAUGGAUCAGCAUCAUCCCGGUGGUGCAGUUCAUCACGAGAACGCACGUGGAAGCAGUCGACAACGGAAGUUUCGUAGCUCGGAUAGUUUGCACAACAUCAAUGCCCGUGAACAGGGUUUGCAGGGGUGUGAGAUGAUGAGUGGUAGACAACAUCAGCACGGUCACGGAGCGAUGGAGCGAACCCACCUGGAAGGCGAUGGGAAGUUAAUGUCCGUCAGUACCUACCAACAGCGCAGUUGCCAAUCGUCUUUCGAUGAGCGCCAUCAUUAUGGAUCGUCGGAAAACUUUAAGGAGCAUCAGAACAAACUUUCUAUCCACCGCGGACUCUUCCAGAAGGAUCCGUCCACCGUAACGUCCACCUCGUCGGCCAACAAUCUGUCUGCGCUCGGUACCGGUUCGCUGUACAACUGCUGUGGCGUUUGUUGUUGCGGCUGUUGUUGCUGCUGUACCGGCACACUAGAUGGCGGUAGUUGUUGCGAUGGCAACGGGCUUGCACUGAAGGCGGGUAACUUAAGCAUCAGCAAUUCGAACGUACGCAACAUCUCGACCAAACCCCUCAGCCCGCAAACGACCAGUGAAGAUUUUAAGAUCUAUCUGGCCAACAUACAGUUCCUGCAGAAUGCAUCGAACGUACUGACGAUAGCGUACCUACGAAAGUUGCACAAUUUCUUCAGCAAAACGUAUCGCAAAAUGGUUGCUUCUGCUGCGCAGGAAGCCUUCCGACAGCAGCGGACACACUCGAAAGAGGGCAACGAAGCAAAUGGGAAGGAACGAUCGAAGGUGGAUGGGGCCGUGCAGGAUGCGACGUCCAGUACGAAAAUGAUGUUACUGCACAGCGACAGUUUGCAUCAUCCACCGGUUUGUGACGAUGAGUCGUACGACGAGGAGCACAAAAAGAUGGUGCUAAAGAUACACCAGGAGUUUUGGGAUUUGCCCACCAACUAUCAGGAGAAACCGUUGGUGUUUGGAUCGCAGGCAAAGAAUCGCUACAAAACUAUCCUGCCGAACGAACAUUCGCGCGUUAUUCUCGAACCGGAAAGAGCACCGAUCGCUGGCGGUGAACCAUAUAUCAAUGCGAAUUACAUUAAGGGUCCUGAUUAUGCGAACAAUAGCUACAUUGCUACCCAGGGACCGCUGCCAAACACAAUCUACGAGUUUUGGCUGAUGGUGUACCAGAAUGUCGCACGUACAGCAACGGCCGCCGGAACAUCGCUUCAAGCGGUCGGGUUGGAGCAGAAAAUAGUGAUGCUAACAAACUUUGUCGAAAAUGGUCGCCAGAAGUGUGCGAUCUAUUUCCCACAAACCGAAUCCGAUUGGCUCGCGUUUGGCAAUACGGCCGAUGUGGAUGUGAGUGAAGUUUUGCGAGAAAAGGAUAGUCUUUCGGCAAGAAUCUCUCAGCACGAGGAUCAAGCAGCGAUCGUAACGGUGCAAGUGCGAUGCGAAAGUUGUUUCUUUCUCGUACAGAAUGUAUGUGUAGAACAGCGUAACGGUUACACCGUACGUACACUGAACGUAAUCUAUGGUUCGAAAAUUACCGACGUGCCGGAACCUAUCGGCGAUAGCACAAACACAGAUGACCAUGGAUCAUUGUUUGAGCUAGUGGCGUUCCGAGCACAUCACUACUGGUUUCCCGACUGGCCCGAUCAUCGUUCACCGAACGAUAUAAACGUGCUGCUGGACUUGAGUCUCGAUGUGCUCGGUACGAACGUGCUGGAUACACCCAGGCCCGAAAGCAAUAACUCACUGAAAGGCAAUCAACCCGGUACGCCGGGUCUGGAGGAGAUGGUUGGUGCCGCACAGCUGGCUGCCUUGUGCUCCUCUACACCGACCGUGCUACCGAUCAUUCACUGUUCGGCCGGUAUCGGUCGGACGGGAUGUUUGAUCGCGAUACUGAACGGACUGCGACAGCUACGACUGUCCGUAAUGGCGCACCAACGUAAACAGCAACAGCUAAAGCAAUCGACACAACUUGUCCCAACUUCGUCGAUCGUAUGUGGCGAAGAGAAAAAGGCUACUGACGACGGCCACAAAACAUCGGCGGAUGAGCUGCAGGACGAGCUGGAACAAUCGUUACCCUUGCCACCUGUGCCGGACGGAUCUGAGGGGCGAAGAAAAUCCGCCACCAGCAUGGCGCUGACGACAGCUGGUGGCAAUGGCACAUUCCGGGGUCAACGGGACGGUGGUAGUGUGUUGCGCGAAUCCGGACAAGUGGAUAUACUAGGUAUCGUGUGCAAUCUGCGCCUACAGCGUGGUGGCAUGGUGCAAAAUUCCGAACAGUACGAACUAAUCCAUCGGGCGCUCUGUUUGUAUCUGGAGAAGCUAACCCAGGAAGGUCACAUAUAG
This is a messenger RNA of Anopheles marshallii, 6357 nucleotides long. RefSeq lists its product as uncharacterized. The record is from RefSeq and is a predicted model, not a curated record. The coding region runs from base 1 to 6357 and encodes 2118 amino acids. Gene Ontology annotation, molecular function: protein tyrosine phosphatase activity. Lineage: Eukaryota; Metazoa; Arthropoda; Insecta; Diptera; Culicidae. The transcript is spliced from 3 exons. Gene Ontology annotation, biological process: protein dephosphorylation.